AUGUUGGCUGGGAGCUUAGCAGUGUCACAAAUAAGUACAUCUAUGGCCACCUGGAGUACGCUCAUUGCUCUGCUGUCGGUACAUUUAGCGACGAACUAUGCUGCGGUGAAAUCUGUCAGCAUGCGCAGCCUGAACAGGCAAAGGGCUAACGUAGUGCUGAGUAGCCUUCUGCAGGACGGUCGAAUCCUGUCGCCAGCCGAAGUCUCCGCCAGGGAACGGAUUUUCGAGCGUGACGGAGCACUACGUUGGACUGAUGGUAGCCUAGUCGGUCACUGCAAGAUCGGUGUGCCACUGGAUGAUUUGCUCAACUGUAUGGGGCACCACCACAAACGGUCAGGCGCGCUAGACCUGCAGUAUCUCAACCUCUCCGAUCUGGUACGACUCUAUCAAGACGAGGCAUAUUUGCUCUGGUGUCGCGGGUCCGAUGCCGUAAUCGUUCUAAAGCAAGAAUGUACUCCGCUGGACCAGCUCAAAGCGUGGACGCAGGCGCUUUUGCUGGCUCGCAAGGGAACCAUAGACUGUAAGCCCAAAGAUGCUGAGCAUGACACAUCAGGCAGGCGACAGGCUGAGCUCAGAUUCGCCUUGGAGGAAGCGCAAAAGUUGUUCAAUACGUACGAAACAAGACUACGGGAUGCUGGAUGGGAUCUGGAUGUCGCUGUCCUAGAAACACGGCCCGGCGUGCGGAUACAGAUUGAAACGAAGAAGACAGUGUGA
Molecule: messenger RNA, 714 nt
Organism: Didymosphaeria variabile
Lineage: Eukaryota; Fungi; Ascomycota; Dothideomycetes; Pleosporales; Didymosphaeriaceae
Exons: 2
Coding region: 1-714 (237 amino acids)
Source: RefSeq, a predicted model, not a curated record